AACUUUUCCUUUUCUUUCAUUAGAUCUUCCACUAGGUCUAUUCAUUUCAAUGUCAAAAUUAUUAGUUAAUAUUAAAAGAAUUUUUCUCAACUAUCCUAAUGUUCUACAAAAUUAGAAAGCGAAACUGUACGAAUCAUGAAAACUUGACGAAAACUUUACCAACUAAAAGCUUCGCGUAGUUUUACGAUUUCGAGAUUAACGAGUGCUAAUCGGAUAUUUUAUAAUUUAUCGUUAACUCGUGUUAUUUUUUUCACGGUUCCAUAUACUUAAUUAAAAAGCGGAAACAAUGAAACGAUACUGUUUUAUCGGUAAAUUUCGAUUACAGAGCAGAUGUGUCUCGUAACAGUCCUUUUGAACUACCCUUAAUAUUAAGCGAGUUUUCAAUCGUUCCGUAUCAACCGAAUCAAUGGUCACACGAGAUAUAAAACAGAACUAUUUUGUUCGAAUAGAUCUUUAAACGCGUAACGAAGCUAUGCGAUAAUUUCAUUUUGAUGAUCAUGCGGUAAUCGAUGUUUUAUGAAUAGUAAAAUUAUUAAGCGACCAAUCAUGUUCAAAAAACUAUUAACGCCGUAUAGGCUAAGUAACCUACAGUUAUUUGAAAAGGGUACUAUUAGAUACGCAUCAGAGGUUAUAGCUCCAACAUCGUCCGAUCAGAAUAUCGUUGUCGCAGAAAAAUGGGAUUUAUUAAGUGCUGUUUGUUUGGAACGUCAUCCAGUGAUCACAAAACCGAUGAAGGAUAUCGAAGUACGCUAUGAAAAGAUGUUGCGACAGAUCGAAUUCGAGAAUAGCAUUUUAUCGGAUUUCGAGUUAAAGAAACAAAAAGAAAUUAAGCAGACAACGAAACAAUCAGACUUAGAAAAUAUAACAUUGCAUCAAACGGCACAAGAUUUUGAGGAUGCUUGCGAUGAGGAAUUAAGAAAAUUUCAAUUUGCGCCUAGAGAAAACGGUACAAGUGUUUACGAAACCGAAGAUAACACGAUCGUAUCUUUGAGACGUAAAUUAGAUAAAAAUUUAUUAUUACUGGUAGAACAGAAAAUUGGUGAUGUCAGUUAUUGGAUUCCACCUCAAAGUAUAAGACAACAGAGUGAAACUAUGAUACAGACUGCUCGCAGAAGUUUAGAAGAAUUCUGCGGCAAUAACGUUAAAGUACAGUUUUACGGUAACGCUCCGAUAGGAUUUUACAAAUACCUUUAUCCUAAAAGUAUUCGAGCACAGGGAAAAGACGGAGCAAAAGUUUUCUAUUUUCUGGCAAAGUAUAUAAGCGGCGAUGUUUCUUCUAACGCGAAACAUGGUUGGCUAGAUCGAGAAGAACUGAAGAAAACUGUACAUCCUCGCGUUCAUAAAAGUUUGUCUCAGUUUUUGAUACCGGAUUAAGUUACAGAGUGAUCCAUUGCAAUUUAUGUUUCGGUUGUAUGUUCGGAAAAAUAAACGUGUUCGGUGACAAGUA
Messenger RNA from Megachile rotundata (alfalfa leafcutting bee), 1447 nucleotides. It is a transcript of the gene mRpL46, whose product is annotated as mitochondrial ribosomal protein L46. Gene Ontology annotation, cellular component: mitochondrial large ribosomal subunit. Lineage: Eukaryota; Metazoa; Arthropoda; Insecta; Hymenoptera; Megachilidae. The record is from RefSeq and is a predicted model, not a curated record. Gene Ontology annotation, molecular function: structural constituent of ribosome.